This is a messenger RNA of Seminavis robusta, 999 nucleotides long. The record is from the annotation of a GenBank genome assembly. NCBI's taxonomy places the organism in Eukaryota, Bacillariophyta, Bacillariophyceae, Naviculales, Naviculaceae.
AUGGCCCCUCGUGCUACCACCACUGCCAACGAAUGCCACGCUUUGGAAAUGGCUCGCAACUUGAAACUUCCUUCUCGUGAAGAGAUGUUGCGUCGUGAUCCCAAAGUCUACCAGUUCUGGAGCGAUAAUGAGGAAUGUUUGGUAGACGCCUGGAAUGAAUGGCAGCAAACCGAUGAUAAGGCUCUGGCCCUUCCCAAGUUGGACGAGUCCAUCCUCAACCCCAAGUUGAAACAAGCCAUUGAAGCCGCAUGGGAAGAUCCCAGCAAGGAAGUCAAUGUCAAAGACUUGUGGGAGGAAAUGGCUCCAGGAGUCUACGGCAUCCAAUUCUUUGACAAGGACAAAGUCCAGGUCCUUCGGGAAUGGAUCGAUGUGGCAAGAGAGUCGGGCAUUCCCACCCGUCCACCCUAUGGCAUUGUCUUGAACCGCAAGGGACUCAUGAUUGAUCCUCGCAGUGUCGGUUAUAUGGCGGCUCCUGAUUUUCAAACUUUCUACCAAGAUGUUCUUGUCGACCGCUACAUUCGUCCCAUGGGCCGUCUCCUUUUCCCCGAGUUUAUCCAAACCAAAGACGACUCGGAAUCAUUCGCCUUUUCCAUCCAGUACCAAGCGGGAGGAGACGAGUCCAUCCGUCCCCAUUCGGAUGCCUCGACAAUCACGUUCAACAUCAACUUGGACCUGGAACAAACUUGGACUGGCUCCUCGCUCUACUUUUGGGACAACGAGCGUACUACUCGCAAGACGGUGGCGUGGAAACCCGGAAUGGCCAUGAUUCAUCUCGGACGCACCAUGCAUGCGGCCUUGCCCAUUGAAACUGGAACACGCUCCAAUUUGGUGAUAUGGACAUUUGCCAAGAACGGUGGACGUGGCUACGGUGGAGCGGAUCCCUUGAUGUUGGACGAUGGUCGUUACCCCGAAGAGUAUCAGUUGUCGCCCGAACAGCGCUGGUCCUUGCCCACGGAUCGUUCCAGCCCGGAUUCGUGGGAUCGCUUUGCGCCCUUUUAG